GCGUCUACAAUCAUGACGGCGGUGGUGCAGGCGUGUAGACUGCAGUGUGUGAUGGAAGAGAAGCUGGUGCGAGUCUUGUAUUCAAAGGCGGGAGACCGAGCAGGCAGCUAUUUGAGGACGUAGCACUAGUCAGCUGUUCAGCCAGAGCUCCAUGGAAGCACUGGAGCGGGAGGGGGAUCGAUACGUCACUGGCCAUAGCUCCGCCCGAUGCGUGCUUUCAUGAUUGGCUGGCGCUGGAUCGAAACCCCGCAUACUGGAGAAUGCAGCAUCGCGUGUGUCAAACCAUUGAUUGCUCACGGCACGCUAGAAAAGGGCCUUGAGCUCGUGAGAGCCCGUCGUCGCCAGCUCUGCCUCGACGGGUUCCCUUUGCGAAGCUUUGGGGACGCAAUGGUCUCAUGGCGGCAGAAUGGCGGCGCGCACUUGGUCGAUGUGUCUACAUGGGAUUCUGCGGAAUCCCAUCAUGGCGGCGCCGAUCGCCGAUGCCUGUGCUGCAGCCUGCCGGCUGGAUCUGGAUCGUUGGAAGCAGGUUAUGUACCAGUUCCCCUAACCCGCAUCAUCCGACGCGAGGCGCCCCGGAGCGGUGUAUUGAUGUUCCCACGUGUGCUGAUUAUGUACUGUCCGUCCAUCCACCAUGUGCGAGCACGUCAGCCACUUGAGAAUAUGUACAUACGAACAGUUCACGUCGUCAGUAUCCACCCAGGUGGAGACCGCGUCUACGCAGCCAAUACUGCGCCGCCUAGCAGCAUGUUCGCCGGCCCCGUUGACCUGCCCGGUUCACUCUAGGACUAUUGCGACAUGACGCCAGUUUCGCGAGCGCGAUAGCAAAGAUCCAAGAAGCGUACAGUGUGCGAGCCACGUCGAAUGAUGGAAGAAUUAUGUCGCAGUCACAUACCGUGUUAGC
Paraphaeosphaeria sporulosa is the source of this 901-nucleotide messenger RNA. RefSeq lists its product as uncharacterized. The transcript is spliced from 2 exons. The record is from RefSeq and is a predicted model, not a curated record. Lineage: Eukaryota; Fungi; Ascomycota; Dothideomycetes; Pleosporales; Didymosphaeriaceae. Bases 208 to 783 code for a protein of 191 amino acids.